Molecule: messenger RNA, 1827 nt
Organism: Drechmeria coniospora
Lineage: Eukaryota; Fungi; Ascomycota; Sordariomycetes; Hypocreales; Ophiocordycipitaceae
Product: dual specificity phosphatase
Exons: 1
Coding region: 1-1827 (608 amino acids)
Biological process (GO): nuclear DNA replication
Molecular function (GO): protein tyrosine/serine/threonine phosphatase activity
Source: RefSeq, a predicted model, not a curated record
AUGGCGACCGUUGCCUUGCCACGACCGAUACCCCAUCGCAAUACCGCCACUGACAGCAAUCCCAUCACUCCUCCGCACACGCUUCAGGACGUCGGCCCCUCUGCUUCGUCUCAGAAAUGCAUCGUUCCCUUGCCUAACAGGCACAUCCCGGCCUGUCCCACCGGUCCGUCCAAGGCAGGCGACAUCGACACACCACCCGAGUCGCCCCAAGAUACCGACGAGUACCAGUACCAGCAGACAUCCCUCCUCUACCCACCGGAUGCCUACACGCGAAUUGACGACGGCGAUUUGUCCAUAUAUGAGAUCGAUGCCGACCAAAUCGCCGACUCCUUGAGCUUUGCCGCCGGCCAACCACUACCCCCUCCUUCGACCGUUUUCCCCUGGCUACACGGCCUACACCCGAACAAUCAGAUGCAGCAAGCUUUUUUCAUGGGCCGCCGCAGUUGCCCGAGGAGUACGCCAUCAUCACUCCGAGCCGUGACCUUGGUGAAAGCCGACGGAGAUCUGACCGUCGCUCGUCUCAAAGGAGCCAUCGCUCCAGAUGAGUUUCUGCGCUCCGGUCCCAACCCUGACUUCAUCGAGGCAGAUCCUGCCGAUGGGUUUUCUGUCCGCAACUUUCAGAUUCAGCCAGCAAAGGUCGCCUUCACAUCCGACAUAAUCGUCUACGGCAAUGACCUUGGGGAGACGCGCAGGGUCGCUUGGGCCGUUGCCGGCGCCCAGCUACGAUGGCGUCAAUUGCACCGAACGCAGGGUAAAUCCCUACCCGAGUACAACACUUUUUUCUGCACAAGCACGUUCGACGAUUUUGUACGACGCCACGGCGAUCUCGUUGCCGUCGAUUCUGCGGGGAAUCUCACCGGAAAUGUUCUCGACUUCGUCCACCAAGAGCGAAGGGAGAUGUGGAACAUGACGGAGGCUUCCGAGAUCUCGCACAAUGUCUUCUUGGGACCCACGCCAGAAUCUGGCAGUGCUGAGGAACGGAAGUUCGAAAUUCUGAUCGAAUGCAGCGAUCUCGGUCGACUGAAUCCGACAGCGUUGAAGCUCAUUGCUGAGGGCGGCGACGGCUUUGUCUCCCGCUCAUUCAUCGACUUCCCUUCAUCAGGCAGCAUCCUUCCUCCAACCUGGUCGCAUGAUGAUGCAGAUGCCAUCUUGGACACCUGUCGUUGGAUUUACCAUCUCGCCCACGGCGCCCCCGGACACUCAUCGGAACAACCUGGACAAGCUGCGGAACCAAAACUUACCCGUCCCCGCAAAAUCCUCAUUCAUUGUGCAGAUGGCUACACGGAGUCGACUCUGCUCGGCAUCGCCUAUUUCAGCUACAGCACCGGUCGCCCGAUACCGGAUGCCUGGGUCCAUCUUCAUACUAUCAAGAACCGAAACUUUUUCGCCUAUCCGACCGAUGUAGCUCUGUUGACGGCCAUAGCACCGCGUCUGUUACGCGAGUCCCCUCUCUGUGCCGGUCAGAAUCUUGGCGAGGGUACAAAUUCGGCCCAGAACGAGCCUCAAUGGCUCUCCAGUUUGGACGGAUCCUUUCCAAGUAGAGUAUUGGACUACUUGUAUCUUGGGAAUCUCGGGCACGCAAACAAUCCGGAUCUCCUCAGGCAACUUGGCAUCAGCCAAAUACUCAGUGUCGGUGAGACUGCUACCUGGAAAGAUGAUGACAUGAAGGCCUGGGGGGCCGAAAACAUGUGUGUGGUCCAAGGAGUUCAGGAUAACGGCAUCGAUCCAUUGACCGAAGAAUUUGAUCGCUGUCUUGAAUUCAUAGGUGAGAGCUAUCACGCGGAACCGCACCGGAUUCCUUUUACAAUCCUGAACAGCAUGCCCUAA